CUAUUUGGGGUGGUGAUACUACGAUACUAUUAUCCAAUUAAUUUAUUAUUUUUUGUUUUUAAUUGCGUAUGAAAUUUAAUGCAUGUCAGAUCGGUCUAGUGGUAGUGAUAGUAGUUCCGAGAGUUCUGAUUUAGAUGAAAACUACGUCCCAUCGCGAUCGAUUAAUAAAAAUCUAUUAGGAUCGUUUAGACCCGUGACUAGAUCACAGAGUAAUCUUCAAAAAGAAACAUUAAUAAAAGAUCGUAAGCAAUCGAAAAGUUUUAAUUCAAAAAUAUUAAUAGAUUUAAAAGAUAAUACUCAAACUUUAGAAUAUAAUAGCUCAAUGGCACUCCCUUCUUCAACCACAUUAUCCUUAGAGACAGCAAUUAAAUUAAUCCCACAUUUCAAUGGAGAAAAUGUUCAGGAGGUGUACCCAUUUAUAAAUGCAUGCAAUUUUGUUAUGCAAAAUGUUGAAGAGACCAUACAGCCUGUGCUCUUACAGGUUAUAAUAACCAAAUNAUGCACACCAGGAUAUCUUCAGUUAGAGCUCACUACGACUAAAUUCCAACAAGGAGAAACCGUAAGAGAGUAUGCAACCAAAGUAAAAAAACUAUUGCACGAACUCUGCAAUGUAAGCACAAAGGAUAAAACGUCCAGUGACGCAAAAGCUAUACAUAACUACAUAAAAGAAACAACCUUAACUAUAUAUAUUGAAGGUUUACCAUCUUCUAUUCGAGGUGUAGUGAAAUCAAAGAAUCGCCCAACGUUAGAAGAAGCCAUAAAGUAUAGCUUAGAAGAAGAAAAAAUUUAUCAAUCAAAUAAGGGAACCCAACGUUUGUUGAAUAACAAACCAAAUUAUAGGUAUGACAGUAAAUAUUGUAUAAAUUGUCGGAAAUCAAACCAUAAUACAAAUUAGUGCAGAUAUGGAAAUCAUAAUGUUGAUACUGGACAACAAAAUAAACAAUCCAAAGGAUUCAAUAAUCAAAGAAAUCAGGAUACUAAACAAGUAUCAUGUAUUUAUUGCAAGAAAUUUGGUCAUACAAUAGAAGUAUGCUAUAAGAAGAAAAAUGCAGAUUCAAGAAAAGAAAGUCAAGAUAACCCAUCAACGUCAGGAAACGCCAAAGAAUCGGUCAAAAAGGGCGUUCGUCCGAUUCGCGAAUUGAAAAUAAUAGCCCAACACUAAAUGUUCUAACGUACAAAAUUAAAUUAAAAGAUAAUCAUGCUACAUAUAAAAUACCACAAUGUAUUAAAGGAAUAGCCAAUUUAUUCAUAGAUACGGGAGCAGAUCUUAAUAUAAUUAAAAUCAAUGUACUUCAAGACGAUGUCAUGAUGGUAUCUGAUAGUAAAAUUUAUAAAUUGCAAGGAAUUAAUGAUCAAUUAGUUAGUACAUUAGGAAGUACUACACUAAACGUAUCAAUAAACAAUAAAGUUUACGAAACAGAAUUCCAUGUAGUUAAUUCAAACUUUCCAAUAAACGGAGAUGGAAUAUUAGGAAACCCCUUCCUAAAAGAUAACCAGAUGUUAAUCGAUGUUGGUAAAGAAGAAUUAAUCUUUAAAGCAGAUAGUACAACUACUAUCCCAGCACGACAUGAAAUGAUUAUUCCAAUACAAUUCGAUGUUCAAGAUUUAUCUGAACAACUAAACAUACUCAUUCAUGCUCAAAAAUUAGGCAAAAACAUUUUAUGUGGAAAUAUAUUAAAUAUUGUAAAACACAAUCAAGUACUUAUAAAUGUUAUAAACCCAACAGAGGAAAAUCAAGUUAUACCAAUACCAAAACUUUCAGAUUUAUCGCAUGAGAUUUUUGAUAUAGUUUCAAUGGAUAACAUACAAACUAGUAAAGCAAAUGUAAAUACGGAAAAUCGUAUCCAACUCCUAAAAAACACGCUGAAAUAUGACCAUAUGAAUGCAGAAGAAAGGGAAGUGAUUCUAGAUUUAUGUAGUGAAUUUUCAAAUAUAUUCUAUUUAGAAGGAGACCAAAUGACGUGUACCAAUGCGAUGCAACACGAAAUUAAAAGUCCUGGAGUCACUCAGCCAAUUCAUCAAAAGCCAUAUAGACUUCCUUAUGCUCAAAAGAGAGAAAUAGCGAAGCAAGUUGGAGAAAUGCAACGAGAUGGUAUAAUUACAUCAAGCGAUAGCCCUUGGAAUGCACCAUUAUUAGUUGUACCCAAAAAAUCAGAUGUAUUUGGAGAAAAAAAAUAUCGAGUAGUUAUGGACUUCCGCAAACUAAACAGUAUUACUGUUGGAGAUGCUUUUCCAAUGCCAAAUAUCAGAGAUACUUGAUCAAUUAGGUAAAGCAAAAUAUUUUACUUGUCUAGAUAUGACAAGUGGAUAUCACCAAAUACCUCAACAUCCAGAUGAUCGAGAAAAAACCGGUUUCAGUACGGACCAGGGCCAUU
This is a messenger RNA of Cinara cedri, 2375 nucleotides long. Lineage: Eukaryota; Metazoa; Arthropoda; Insecta; Hemiptera; Aphididae. The record is from the annotation of a GenBank genome assembly.